Talaromyces marneffei is the source of this 849-nucleotide messenger RNA. RefSeq lists its product as uncharacterized. The transcript is spliced from 2 exons. Lineage: Eukaryota; Fungi; Ascomycota; Eurotiomycetes; Eurotiales; Trichocomaceae. The record is from RefSeq and is a predicted model, not a curated record. The coding region runs from base 1 to 849 and encodes 282 amino acids.
AUGGCAGCCGAUCACGUUAUUGGUAGCAGGAGUAGAGAUGUUGGAUGGUACGAUAAACCGAUAACUUCAGUUGACGAAUCUGUUCGCGAACUCCUGGAAAAAUAUAGCAAUUACGCUCCUAAUGAGGUCGUAUCGUCCGUCAUUGAGAUGAGAGACAAGAUUUGGGAUGUUUUUCCAUGGCCAUGUGUUGGACAAUUCCGUUUCCUCGACUUGUCACUCAGCCGAAGCAAGUCAUACCAUCGCAUUCUCGACGCCAUCAAGGACGGCCAGCGAUUCCUCGACGUAGGCUGCUGCUUUGCUCAGGAUGUGCGCAAACUCGUGUAUGAUGGCGCACCUGCAGAAAAUCUCUAUGGAUUGGAGAUCCAGGCGGAGUUCAUCAGUCUGGCAUACCGGUUCUUUCGCGACGAAGCGAUACUAGCCCCGCAUCAUUUCAUAAUUGCAGAUCUUAUGGAUCGGGCAAAUCCUGAGGUCCAGCAGGUCGCCGGCACGUUUGGAAUUGUGCAUCUCGGUAUGAUUUUACAUACUUGGGAUCGGGCCGAUCAACUAAAGGCGUGUCAGCGAGUUGUUGAGCUGUUGCGGUCCGAGCCAGGCGUACUUGUUGUCGGACAAUGCGUUGGCCAUAUAGAUGGUGUUCAAUCGCCGGGGAGAGCAGGGAAGUUUAUUUUCAAACACAACGAAGAGACAUUCCGGGAGUUAUGGAAGGAGCUGGAGAAGCUCACCAAUACAAAGUGGGAAGUCCGGGCGCAAUUGGACCAAGGCUUAGGAAUCAAGGAGAAAAAUCGCCAAUGGGACGAUCCGAGAACGCGCCGCUUAAUCUUUGAGGUUGAGCGGCUGCCGGAUUCUUCGUGA